Molecule: messenger RNA, 2443 nt
Organism: Culex quinquefasciatus (southern house mosquito)
Lineage: Eukaryota; Metazoa; Arthropoda; Insecta; Diptera; Culicidae
Gene: beat-IIa
Exons: 6
Coding region: 753-1751 (332 amino acids)
Source: RefSeq, a predicted model, not a curated record
GUCAUCGCUGAAACCGCAGAAGCACGGCAACAAGUAGACGAAGAAGGAAGUAAACACAAACAAAAACAAAGCCGAAGGGGAAACGUCAAAGACCCCGAAAGUGUGCGCGCCGUAUGGGUGCAGAUGUCAGAUUUUGAGUGGCGUCUCUGAGAUAUCGAACUAAUAGAGAGCAAACGAGAGGAAGUGGAAACAAAAACAAAACAAUUAGGUUUGGGCCGUGCGUGAGCGUGCGUGUUUGACGCGAACGCGUACUGUAAACAUAAACAAAGCGCAGAUAAAAGUCAUCGCUUUGUUUACAUACAGUAGGCCGCGCGGGUCGUAGCCGGGGUGGGCAAUUAAAGAGUAGUUUUCAACGCCUGCCUAGAGGGACCGGGCCAUUAUGCUCAAGUAUGAUGAUGAUCUAGUAGCCGGCGACGCCUCCUCGGAAAAGCCGACGACGACGACGACGCCAGCUGAGCUCAAGUGGGCAAUUAAAUUUUAAUGGUGAAGCAACUCAAUCUUAACGACCGUUGCGUCUCGCGCUCUCCCGUUUCCACUCUCUUUGGUCGUCGUAACUGUCAACUCUCUCUCUCGCUUGCGCCGCAACUCUAAUCGCUAUGGGAAAAGUGUAAACAAAGUGUGAAAAUCGGACCCAAUUAAAGGGUUUUAUGUGCGUGUGUGAAACGUGAGAGAAUUUCGUGGUGAAUAAAAAAUUAACGGCCGACGUUAAACGGCGUGAACAGGAAGAGUUCGAAUCAAGAAGAAGAGUCGAAAUGUGGUGCUUAAUGGGCGUCGCGCCGGAAGGCGGCCGGCAGGUCAGCUCCCGGCGGAAAAACGGCGGUGGAAUCUGCAGCAAUUUUCGGCGGUUUAUCAGCAUCGGGAUCGUGCUGCAAAUAAUUGCCAAUUGUGACUACAGUGCCGGUGCGAUACGAUCGGUCCAGCUGGUGGUGGACCCCCCGGCCGUGAGGCGAAGUCAGCACGCAACGCUCACCUGCAUGUACGAUCUGGAAGAUACGCCGCUGUACUCGGUCAAGUUCUACCGCGGGCUGCGGGAGUUUUACCGAUUUUCACCCAGCGAGUACCCCGAGAAGAAGAUCUUCCCCUUUCCGGGCAUCAACGUGGAUCUAUCCCUCUCAAACGCCAGCCAAGUGGUGAUUCGAAACAUCGGAUUUGGGCUGUCCGGGAACUUUUCCUGCGAGGUGACCGCCGAUGCGCCACUCUUCUCCACCGCCACGGGACACCUCCAGAUGCAGGUGGUCGAACUACCUGACAGCGGGCCGACCCUGUGGACGGAACACAGCCGGUACGAGCCCGGGGAUGUCCUGCGGGCCAACUGCAGCUCGCCGCCGUCACGGCCCAGGGCCGAUCUGAAGCUGACGUUGAACAACAUUGUGGUUUUCACCGGCGAGCCCACGGUCCGAGUCACGACGGACGGCCUGGUCAGCACGACGGUGGCACUGCGGCUGCACCUGCAGAGUUCGCACUUUGCCGGCGUCCAGAUGGCCGGUGGCGGCGGCAGCGGAACGCUUCUGCUCCGGUGUACGGCCACGGUAGCCACCCUGUACGAUCGGUACGCGGAGCUGGAGCUGGGCGUGCCCCAGCGGGAUCCGGUGCCGGCCAGAGUAACCCUCACCGGUUCGCGCUCCAGCCCCACCAGCGUCCCAUCGGCGCUGUGUCUGCUGCUGGCAACCCUGCUGCCACUCUUGCUGACUGCGACAUUCCUGACAAGUGGCCACAGCAGCAGCUUCAUUUGCCAGGUUCAGCGAAGAUAGUCAGCUUAAUCCAGCCGAACGCCAUGACGAUGCAUGAUUUUUAUACGUUUAGUAACACACACAAAGAAACACACACACACACACAUUUACAUUGUAUUUAGUAAAGACACACACACACACACAAACACAGCUGCAUUCAUUCAGUCACGCGAGCAAGGAAAUUGAAAAGCCAAAAACACGAGCUAAACUAAAUUUAAUUCCCCCCCCCCCCCUAGAGUUAUGCAACUUGUUGGCUCCCUCUGUUGUAGCAAAACGUAAAUUUGAGUGGCACGAGCAGCGGAUAGAACAAGGUCUGUUAAUUUUAAUUUAACGACAGCGAAGAAAUGUGUGAUAGAAGAAAUAAAUUAAAAAAAAAGAAGGUGGCAAAUAAGGGAGCUGGGGGCGGAAAGUUGCGGAGGUUAAAAAACACAGUGAAUGCAAAUAUGUAGUUAAAAAGGAGCGAGUUUUCCAGACGAAUGAACGCGAUUCGAAUCGAGUGUAAAUUGAAUGAAAGUGGGUGAAAUGUGAAGCAGGAUGAAAAGAAGAAGAAAAAACAGAACAUAUUAUUGCAUCUACUAACCGUUAAUGUAAAUGUUGGAUAAUUAAGCUAAGAGACAGAUAAAUCAUCAUUCGUUUUCGCUCUCGCGUGUGUUUAGUUUGGCACAAAUGACAAACUUAAGAGAGAGAGAAAAGAAAAAAAACGUCAAAAACGA